Pieris macdunnoughi is the source of this 972-nucleotide messenger RNA. NCBI's taxonomy places the organism in Eukaryota, Metazoa, Arthropoda, Insecta, Lepidoptera, Pieridae. The record is from the annotation of a GenBank genome assembly.
AUGUCGGUCGCCGAUGUUGAUGAAAGAGUUUUUGAAGAAUUACAGGCACUUGAGGCAAUAUUUUCUCCAGAUAUUAUAAUCAAAUGGGAGGAUGGUGUUCCAAAGGGUAUUGAAAUGAAUGUGCUGCCUUCGACGUGUGAUAAAAGUGAUGAGCAGUAUGUCCGUUUGACCUUAGAGAUUUAUCUAUCUCCUGACUAUCCUGAGAGUAGCCCCAAGGUCAUCAUGAGAAAUCCUCGAGGCCUGGAUGAUAGGAUCCUUUCAUGCAUUCAAACUGAUAUAGAAGACAAGUUAAUUGACAAUAUAGGACAUCUUAUUGUUUAUGAAUUGAUAGAGAUGGUACGGGAAUGCCUAACUCAAUGCAACCUACCACGAGGUCAAUGUGCAAUUUGUCUGCAUGGAUUUGUAAAAGGAGAUAUAUUUAUAAAGACUCCUUGUUUCCACUAUUUUCAUAGUCAAUGUUUGUCUAAGCAUUGUAUUGCUGGCAAGAAGUACUAUGAUGAGGAGUUUGAGAAAUUACCGAUGUGGCAACGGAUGGAAGCAAAGCCUCAUCAGCAAACCUGUCCGGUAUGUAGGUCCACAGUUCAGUUCAAUGUGGAUGAUCUGAAGAAAGCUCCGCCGCCGGUUGAAUCCAUUGAUGCCCAGCCUUUCCAUCUCACUGAUGAAAUUAAGGCAAUGCAAGAACGUAUGGCAGCGCUCAUGGCUCACCAGAUAGCUCGUGGGGGAGUCAUUGGAGUAGGAGAUUCCGAACCCCCGCCGCUCAUCAUCACUGAUCGCACUGACCAGCAGGAGCCAAAAUCAUCGUCUAGUGGCACCCAAAACCCAAGACCUGAAACAUCAAACAGUGUUCGUGGUAUGGGCAAUUCCGCUUCCGGUGCGCCUGCUUCGCCCACACGCCCGCCCUACCGUGGACCUUACAGGGGAUUCAAUCGUCGCGGUAAGCCAGGUAGGCGUGGUCGCGGCGGUUCGCGGUGA